Colletes gigas is the source of this 891-nucleotide messenger RNA. It is a transcript of the gene vito, whose product is annotated as nucleolar protein 12. NCBI's taxonomy places the organism in Eukaryota, Metazoa, Arthropoda, Insecta, Hymenoptera, Colletidae. The record is from RefSeq and is a predicted model, not a curated record. The coding region runs from base 187 to 891 and encodes 234 amino acids. Gene Ontology annotation, molecular function: RNA binding. The transcript is spliced from 3 exons. Gene Ontology annotation, cellular component: nucleolus.
UUCACGCUUGUAAAUAUCUAAAAUAAUUAGGUAAAUGUUGUAUCGAAGUUAUACAACGCCUAAUACUAAUUUCUUUCUUUGUGUUUUCAAUUAUUUUACACGUCAGUAGCACUAAUCUUCGUUGCAUUGCUGUAUGUAAUAUUCAUAACGAAAAUAUAACCUAUACGUAAAUCGACUCACGUGGAUAUGGCGGCACGCGCGAACCAGCAACCAAAAUUACUUAAUGUGAAUAGGAUACCUGGUCAACCGAGAAAACGAAGGAAGAUUACGCUCGUAUUCGACGAAGAUAAAAGACGAGACUUUUUGACGGGAUUUCACAAAAGAAAAUUACAACGGAAGAAAAAAGCUCAGGAGGAGUUACAGCAACAAUUGAAAGAAGAACGGAAAAGAAUUAAACACGAUGCAAAGGAAAGUUACAAGAAGUUGUUAUCAAGUCGUGAUGUUCCUGAAAUUCAACAAUUAUUAUCGGAGCGAGAAUUUGAAACAGAUGGGCACACCGUUAGUAUUUUAGAGUUAAAUGUUGCAGAUUUUGCGGAAAAAAAUGCAUUAAUCGGUGAAAAUAAAGGUACCGAUGAAACGGAAAGUAAGGAAGAAGAACAGAGCGAUCAGAAUUCUGAAGACGACGAAGAAAUUGUUGGAAUGACGCUAAAGAAAAGGAAAACGGUUAAAAGUUCAAAAGAGAUUACAAAAGAUACACAGAUCUGUAAUAGGAAAGACGUAAAACGAACAAUAAGGAAAGCUGCCUUGGAACAAGUAAGAAAAAGUAAAGCAUUUCAAAAGAAACAGAACUUAAACCGUCAGAAGAAUAAAAAAGAAAGUUUGAGGAAACUUAAGAAAGUAGAAAAGAUCCAAAAACGUAGCGGAAAAUCGAAGAAAAAGUUACGUAGCUGA